Messenger RNA from Lolium rigidum, 4481 nucleotides. Its product is annotated as probable LRR receptor-like serine/threonine-protein kinase At3g47570. The record is from RefSeq and is a predicted model, not a curated record. The transcript is spliced from 3 exons. Gene Ontology annotation, biological process: protein phosphorylation. Bases 1183 to 4248 code for a protein of 1021 amino acids. Gene Ontology annotation, molecular function: protein binding; protein kinase activity; ATP binding. NCBI's taxonomy places the organism in Eukaryota, Viridiplantae, Streptophyta, Magnoliopsida, Poales, Poaceae.
CCUCGAUCGUACCCUCAUCCUGGACAAGAGAACGAAUGAGUUUCUUCCUAUGUCUGCCAUUAGCAACACAAUGGAAGUACCUCGUAUUCGAAUCUCCCUCAAGAAUAAAUUGGGCCUUUGAUCUUUGGUACCAUUUCAGCUCCUCUUCGCGCAGAAGUUUUGCAAUUUCCGCAUUCGAUUGGUUUUUUUGCUCAAUCUCUUGUACAGAAAGAGGACGAACUUCUGCUUUAGCUUCAAGGUCAUCUCUUGUACAGUAGACUCUUGUGAGAGGUAUAUUGGGCGCGGGAAUAUGCAAAAUGGCCGAGUCCGUGUACCACCCCAACCAGACAUGGUGCCAUAAAUUUGCGUGGCCUCAAUCUAUCAAGAUCACGGCAGGUCGGCAGCAGCUUCACGACGAGCUACAGCACGGCGCGAAGGCAACCUGUCUUCAGCCGCACAUGAGCAGCAGUCGCCACGAGCGACUUCAGCAUGCCGCAACGACGGCGAGCCGGCCAGGGAGCCCAUGUCCGCGCCGCCGACAAGGUGAGCGUCCACCGGCACACGAGCUUCAGCUACUGUCCACCUUGUACGUACCUGUCCAUCCUAGUGGAGACGCGGGACCACAGAUCUGUAUGAUAUAUUGCAUUAUUCCUUUUUUGCAGUAUUUGAUGACCAUGAGAAAACAGAGCAUGUUAUUCGGAAGCUAUGAACGUGAUAUAUCUUAGUGAAGACACAAAGAGAAAAUACCUUUUCUGCAGUAAACGAACGAUGACCCAUGCCUAGCCAGGCUUCCUCCGGCCAUGAUAGCAACAGAUGGACUCAUUUAGUGUAGUAUUUGAGAGUGAACUGUCAGACUGGACAGCAGCAGCAGCGAGCCAGUAUGUAGUAGAUCACCAAUGUCGACGCGCCUAUAAAUUGAGGCUGCCGCGGCGAAGAUGAAUCAAACUCUCCGAACCUGUAAACACACAUUUACGCUUGGUCAUCUCACCUCUCCGCCCUGCAGCCGCAGGUGCAGCUCUUGUUCCUUCCUGCCAUCAAAGGAAAAGCUUGCCAGGUAAGGUUUUACACAGCACAAAUCCAUGAAUGAAUAUCUCCUAACAUAUAUAUCAGACUAUCAGUUACUGGCUAUAUUAGUUAUUGACAUGCAUGUGUAGACUGUAGAGCAUACCGAAGACCGGAUGGUGUAAUUCGACCAGCGUGUACAUGUGUAGCUACCCAGCCAUGAAAGUUGCUAUAGUCGCACAGUUCCUCUUGGUGUUGCUGGCUUGCAUUCCACAUGCCGCCGACUGCAGCUUCUUGCAUGGAAACGAGACAGAUCGGCUAUCGCUGCUCGCAUUCAAGGAUGCAAUCAGUCUGGAUCCACAGCAAGCCUUCAUGUUCUGGAACGAUAGCACCCACUUCUGUAACUGGGAAGGCGUCACCUGCAGGGUGAAGAACACUGUGCCACGCCGUGUCACUUCUCUGAACCUUACAAGUCGAGGUUUGGUAGGACACAUCUCUCCCUCGCUAGGGAACCUAACAUUCCUGCACUCUCUUGUUCUGACGGAGAACGCACUCACCGGAGAGAUUCCACCAUCCCUCGAUCACUUGCAUCGCCUCCGAACCCUCUACUUGAAUAAUAACACGCUCCAAGGAAGGUUACCGAGUUUCACAAAUUGCUCCAACCUUCGGUUGCUGGAAGCUUCGGAAAACAAUCUAGUUGGCCAAUUUCCUGCCGAUUUCCCUCCCCUCCUUGAGGUGCUGCGCAUUUCCACUAAUAACCUUACUGGCACUAUCCCAGCUUCCCUCGCCAAUAUCACAACACUAGAAGGGAUUGGCUGCGCGUAUAAUUACAUCAAGGGAAGCAUCCCGGCAGAGUUUGCAGACUUGCCCAGCUUGGAGUACCUGUAUGUGGGUGUCAAUGAACUCACAGGCAGGUUUCCACAAGCCAUAAUGAAUCUUUCUACUCUUGUCGGCCUUGCCCUUCCUAUCAAUGGUCUAAGUGGAGAGGUACCACCAAAUCUAUGCACCUCUCUGCCCAAUCUCAAGAUAUUUAUAUUAAGUGCCAACUUCUUUCUAGGACGCAUUCCUAAUUCAUUCACUAAUGCGUCCAGCAUGAACCAAAUUGAUUUAUCGGCCAAUAACUUCACCGGGUUGGUUCCCACUACGAUUGGUAAACUUACAAAACUCGCGAUGUUCAAUCUUGAACAGAAUCAACUCCAAGCACAUACCAGGGAAGAAUGGGAGUUUUUGGACAGCUUAGGCAACUGCACUGAGCUACAAGUGCUCUCAAUUGGUUAUAAUCGUCUAUCAGGGAAUGUACCAAGUUCAUUGGGUAACCUCUCCACUCAACUCCAGCGUCUAUACUUGUCACAUAAUAAACUAUCAGGAGAUUUUCCUUCUGGCAUAGCAAACCUUCACAACCUGAUUCUUAUUUCAUUGGCGGAAAAUCACUUUACAGGUGUGGUUCCAGAGUGGAUUGGAACCCUCAAAACUUUGCAACAUAUAGGUCUAGAGUACAACUUCUUUAGGGGGCUCAUUCCACCAUCCUUAUCAAACUUGUCCCAACUGGGAAUACUUUAUCUAUUCUCAAACCGGUUCAGUAGCCACAUACCACCAGGCUUUGGAAACUUUCCAAUGCUUAGGGAGUUAGACAUUUCCAACAACAACCUGCGUGGUACGGUUCCAGUGGAGAUAUUCACAAUCCCAACAAUAUAUAUAAUUGAUUUAUCUUUCAACAACCUAAAUGGACAACUUCCUACUAACAUUGGCAUUGCCAAACAACUCAUACAGUUGCUCCUUCCAUCAAAUAAGCUAUCUGGUGAUAUUCCAAACACUCUCGGUCAUUGUGAAAGUUUAGAGGUCAUUGAGUUAGACUCGAAUAUUUUCAGCGGAAGCAUUCCCAGUUCUUUAGGCAACAUAAGCAGCCUAAAUAUUUUGAAUAUUUCUAACAAUAACUUAACUGGGUACAUACCAACAUCUCUGAGCAAUCUACAAUUUCUUGAGAAACUAGAUUUCUCAUUCAACCAUCUUCAUGGUGAGGUUCCAACAAAAGGGGUCUUCAAGAAUGCAAGUGCCAUGCGGAUUGAUGGAAAUCCAGGGCUUUGUGGCGGCGUAUUGGAGUUACACUUACUAGCAUGUUCUGUUAUGCCUUCAAAUUCAACUAGGCACAAGGAAUUCUUAGUACUCAAAGUACUUAUCCCGAUAGCCAGUUUGGUGUCACUUUUUAUGGUCAUAUUUGCCUUAUUUCUCUCAAGAGGAAAACACGAGAGCAAAUUUAUGUCUCUGCCAUCAUUUGAUAGAAACUUUCCCAACGUUUCUUUCAAUGAUAUACGGAGAGCGACCCAAGGAUUCUCAGUGUCCAACUUAAUUGGGAAAGGUGGAUAUAGUUCUGUAUAUCAAGCAAAACUAGUUGGGCAUAAAAAUGAGGUUGCCAUAAAAGUCUUCAACCUAGAGACAAGAGGAGCACAAAAGAGCUUCAUUGCAGAAUGUAAUGCGUUGAGAAAUGUGCGUCAUCGUAAUCUUGUCCCUAUCGUAACUGCAUGCUCAAGCAUUGAUUCAAAUGGUUAUGAUUUCAAAGCCCUAGUGUAUGAGUUGAUGCCACUGGGAGACUUAGAUAAACUACUAUACUCGACUCGAGACCAUGAAGGCACUUCAGAUUUGAACUGUAUUACAAUGGCUCAAAGGAUGACCAUUGUGGUGGAUGUAGCGGAUGCAAUGGAGUACCUACACCAUAACAACCAAGGGACAAUAGUUCAUUGUGAUCUGAAGCCUAGCAACAUUCUUUUGGAUGACAAUAUGACAGCUCAUGUUGGAGACUUUGGCCUGGCAAGAUUCAAAGUUGGUUCUGCAAUGUCAUCUCUUGCUAACCCAAACUCUUCUUCGGUUGGACUAAUGGGAACGAUCGGAUACGCUGCACCAGAAUAUGCAGGGGGCAGUCAAGUUUCAACUGCUGCAGACGUUUACAGUUUCGGUAUCGUUCUGCUUGAAGUAUUCAUUCGAAGAAGGCCAACUGAUGCCAUGUUUAAGGAUGGAUUGAACAUUGUAAAGUUUACAGAGAGCAAUUUCCCUGAUAGGGUAUUGGAGAUUAUUGAUCCCCAGCUGCAAGAAGAGUUGGAGCUUUGCCAAGGAACUCCAACAGACUUGAAGGAAAACGGUUUGCACUAUCUGCUAUCUAUGCUAAACGUUGGCCUUCGCUGCACCAGUGCAUCUCCGGGUGAACGUAUGAACAUGCAGGAGGUGGCUGCCAAGGUACAUGGAAUCAGGGAUGCAUAUCUCAUGGAAAAUUGAAGAAACAGUUAUGUUAGGUUGAGUAGUAUUAGCUACCUAAAUAAGUUGCUGCAUAGUUGGUGUUUACAACAUAACGUGUUUGUAAGGUAGACCUGGGUCCGAACCUUGAGUGUGUUACUGCAUCAGCCCAGGAUCAAGCUAGAGAAAACAAAAUAAAAAUAAAUAGAGACCAAUGUUAUUUCCAUGUAUAGAUAUUACCAAAACAUUGAUUAACACCUGAAGUUCAGAGUUUA